This is a messenger RNA of Lemur catta (Ring-tailed lemur), 2889 nucleotides long. RefSeq names its product alpha and gamma adaptin binding protein (gene AAGAB). The record is from RefSeq and is a predicted model, not a curated record. The coding region runs from base 101 to 1048 and encodes 315 amino acids. The transcript is spliced from 10 exons. NCBI's taxonomy places the organism in Eukaryota, Metazoa, Chordata, Mammalia, Primates, Lemuridae.
GAACGCGCUCUUCUUGGCGCGUCUCCCCCUCGCGCCGGCGGCUGUGGUGCCGCCCAAGGCGGAAGCGGCUCCCUGACGGAACCGGCUCGCGGGCGCAGUUAUGGCUGCGGGUAUCCCUUGUGCGCUGGUCACCAGCUGUUCCUCUACCUUCACCGGAGACCGGCUGGUCCAACAUAUUCUUGGAAUAGAAGAUCUUACUGUGGAAGUGACUUCCAAUGAUGCUGUGAGAUUUUAUCCCUGGACCAUUGAUAAUAAAUACUAUUCAGCAGAUAUCAAUCUAUGUGUGGUGCCAAACAAAUUUCUUGUCACUGCAGAGAUUGCGGAGUCUGUCCAAGCAUUUGUGGUUUACUUUGACAGCACACAAAAAUCAGGUCUUGAUAGUGUCUCCUCAUGGCUUCCCCUGGCAGAAGCAUGGUUACCUGAGGUGAUGAUCUUGGUCUGUGACAGAGUAUCUGAAAAUGGUGUAAACCGACAAAAAGCUCAAGAAUGGUGCAUCAAACAUGGCUUUGAGUUAGUAGAACUUAGCCCAGAGGAGUUACCAGAGGAAGAUGAUGACUUCCCAGAAUCUACAGGAGUAAAGCGAAUUGUACAAGCCUUGAAUGCCAAUGUCUGGUCCAAUGUGGUGAUGAAGAAUGACAGGAACCAGGGCUUUAGCCUUCUCAACUCAUUGGCCGGAACAAACCAUAGCAUUGGGUCAACAGAGACCUGUCACUCCGAGCAGCCCCAUUUGCCAGCAGCAGGUAGGACUGAAUCCCUCUCUGGUCAGCGGGGAGGCGCAUCUAACACAGCAGAUGCUCAGGUCGACAGCAUCGUGGAUCCCAUGUUAGAUCUGGAUAUUCAAGAAUUAGCCAGUCUUACUACUGGAGGAGGAGAUUUGGAGAAUUUUGAAAGACUGUUUUCAAAGUUAAAGGAAAUGAAAGACAAGGCUGCGACGCUUCCUCACGAGCAAAGAAAGUUGCAUGCAGAAAAGGUGGCCAAAGCAUUCUGGAUGGCAAUUGGGGGAGACAGAGAUGAAAUUGAAGGCCUUUCAUCUGAUGAAGAACACUAAAUUAUUCUCACUAGGGUUUGACUAACAAAGAUUCUAGCUCUAUCUAAGAUAACUUCCUUACUCAAUCCAGUCAUAUUUUGCUGAAAUUCCCAUUAUCAUGUUGGCAGCCUGACUUAUAAUGGUUCAGUUAAUUUUAGUUUUUAGUAGGGCAUUAAAGAGAGAUCUUUUCUCCCUCAGUAUAUUUUAAGGGAAUGAGGAAUAUAAGGAUAAUAAUGAGUGAGAAUUUCUUAGAUAGACUGUUUUUGGUCUAGGCAUGGGGGUAGAAUGAGUUUCAGAGGUCUGUGUGAUUUACCCAGAUGGAAGAAGAAAACCACCAGGCCAUUCCUAGUCAGCCCUUUGCAUUCUCUACCUUCACACUUGAUAGUGCACACCAGGGGCUGAAUUGUAUCACCUUUCCUGGGUGUUUUGGGUUUUCUCCAUUUAAGGAGCUUGUGGCUCUGAGCUAUGAUGCUUUUAGGGGAAGGAAAUGAGGGAACUGCAGAUUUGAUUUGUACUAUAGUAUAGAUGGGGCCAAAGUUAGUGGCCAACAGGUUAGUCUCUAACUAAAAAAAAAAAAGUGCUUCCGGCCAUUUCUUUUGAAGUGUAGUAUCUGAACUUAUGCUAGAAAGAAUGGAAAAACCAGUGUGAAUUUUUGGACUAUUAUAAAUGAGGCAAAAGUUUCCGACUCUGGUGGGGAUAAAACCCCUCUAACUGAGCUGUGGGGGGUGGGGGGUGUGUCUAAGACAGAGAAAGAAUCUCAAGGAAUCCCUAUAUGGGUCAUGGAAACAGUGAGUGAGCACGUACUGAGAUUUUUGCGUGAGCAUUAUUGUGAAGAAACUCUUCUGCCUUAGAAUUCUCCCUGCUACUUGAGAUGCCAGAGUUGUGUUGUCAAACUUUAUUAUACCCUCAAAACAAGGCAGGUUUCCCCCUCUUUCUCUUUUAAAGCCAAACAGAGAUCACUGCCAAAAAUAGCAAUACUAAGGGGUGGGUGAGGAUGCAAAAUGUUAGGCAAAGGAUUCCUGAGCACCUUGUUUCCAGGGCUGAUAGCCCCUCUGUAACCUUCCAGCACUGUAGCCCUUAGGGAAUACCCUUUGCUCUUUAUCCUUUGUCUUGUUCCAAUGGGUCAGCCCAGAGGGACUGAUUGCCAAAGGGAAAGUUUUUAAAGGAAGAGUGAAAGUAUAGCAAAUAAAAUCCUGAUUUCUGUUUUCGUAGACACUUCUGUAAUGCAUGUCAUUGUCCUUCACUGUGGUAGUUACUGAUGCAGCUCUAAAGUGGCACUGAGCACAGUGGGUGGAAGGUGCCAGUACAUGGCUAAGAACUGGCUCUGGCCUAAUGUGGGCUCUGGAACUGUUCACACAGCAUGAAAGGAACACAGGAUGGGUCAGGAGCAGAAACAGAGCUCACAUCCCCACCCCCCUCCAGGUGCCACUUGUAAGCACUGAAGAAUCUGAAACAGUGGCAGAAGGAAUGGAAUGCUGCAGGGGCUGGAGGGCCAGAGUGACCACAGGGAGGAGACCUCUCAGAGAUUGGGGCAUUCAGGAGGAGGCAUUCUGGGAACGCUGGAAGCUGUCUUGCUUCGUGACCUUUUUUUUCUGUUUGUUUUUCUUUUUUAAACUGUUCUGAAGGACUUUUUGAUUCCAUGGUUCACCGCCAUCUCACCAGUGUUUCUUUGAGGUGACUGCAUCAAGGAAGUUGGCUCUAGGGUUACAAAACGAAAGGUGGAACAUGUUUUUGUUAAACUAUGGGAGGUUUUAGAAAAUAUAUUAGGCCUCAUGGUUAGGAAAAACAGACCAGAAAAAGCUGUGAACUUGAUUUUGUGGAUUAAACAAAGACAGGUGAUUAAAAUAUGAUUUAUUUAUAAA